Molecule: messenger RNA, 843 nt
Organism: Beta vulgaris subsp. vulgaris (sugar beet)
Lineage: Eukaryota; Viridiplantae; Streptophyta; Magnoliopsida; Caryophyllales; Amaranthaceae
Exons: 1
Coding region: 1-843 (280 amino acids)
Biological process (GO): shoot system development; root development
Source: RefSeq, a predicted model, not a curated record
AUGGCAACUCCAAAAACAAUUUUCCACACUCGUUCAAUCAGUUUACCCUCUAGACCAACCACACUCGAUGUAAGCGUCGAGAACUGCUUCCGGAGGCUGAGGGUCUCCCAAGCGGGGCCCUCAUCCUCGUCGUCAGUUUGUCAAAACUUGUGUAGUAUCAAAGAUUUGUACAGGCAAAUGAACAAAAUGGUUCAUUUGCCGCAAAACAAAAAAAUCCUAUCUGAUGACCUUAAUAGAGGAGAGGUUGAGGAGGUUCUAGAAGGAUCCCUUGUUUUGUUAGAUAUCUCUAGCUCCACAAUAGAUGCAUUGUGUCAAACAAAAGAAUCUGUUCUAAACCUCGAGUCAGCACUCCGUAGGGGAAGCAUCAGUGAAGCGAUUGAUGCAUAUAUGAUGUCGAGAAAGAAAAUUAACAAGACAUUGUCUAAGUGUCUUGUGAGCUUGAAGAAAGCCGAGAAAUGCUAUGCCAAGACAGAGUCGAGAAACAACAAUGCUGGUCUAAGGAUGUUGAAGGAGGCUGAAUCGGCCAGUUUCGCGACAUUGAAGUCUAUGAUCUCAUAUGUAAUAGGGAAGAAAGUCAUGUCACCGGCACAUGGAUGGUCUUUGGUUGCAAAAUUGGUGAAGUCCAAACAUAUAAAUAGGGAAAGGGAAUUUGCUAGUGAAGUCGAGGAUUUAGAUCGUGUUUUGUGUGCUCUAUCAAACAAAACUUUUAGCAGUGACACGAAGAUUUUGCUAACACAAUUAGAGGUAUUAGAAAUGGUAAUUAGUGAGCUUCAAAACCAAAUGGACUCCGUUUCUAGAUGCUUCAUAAAAACAAGGGUUUCUCUCCUUAAUAUACUGAACUAA